AUGGCUGAUAGUACUUAUGAGAGAGUUAUUAUGAAAGGUGACGGAAGUUGUUUGUUCCGUGCCGUGUCUUUCUGUCUAUAUAAUACCCAGGACCGACAUCGAGAGAUUCGAAUGCAGACAGUCGCAGCCAUUCUCGAUGAAUGGGAGUCUUACAAAGACUUCAUCAUUGGAGAUCUUUCUUACACACAGCCGAUAACAAGUAGUGAAGACUAUCGACGUCUGCUGAGUCGAGAUGAGGAGUAUGCAGGAGACGUUGAGCUCACUUGCGUCGGUCAAAUUUUCCCAAAUUGUUUGUUUAGAGUGCAUAGAAUUGGUUCCGACAGAGUUCACGAUUUUGGUCGCGGUCAGACAGUUUAUGAUUUACUUUUUUCUGGUCCUAAUGAUCGAGGACAUUAUGAUGUGUUGCAAUAUCGAGGUGAAAUGGAAAAUAUUUCCGUUGCUCCUAAAAGGGCUCGACGUAGGAGUAAGAAAACUUUGACGGGUCGUGUUGAAAAUAAUGAAAAGAGCAAAAGGAAACAGAGGAAAUUAAAUUCAACUCCAGAAAAUAGUAAUCAGCCCCAAGCUAAUGAUCGAGGUCAUUAUGAUUUGUCACAAUCUCUUCAACAUCAAAGUGAAAUAGCAAAUAUUCCCAUUCCUGCUCCUAAAAAAGCUCGACGUAGGGGUAAAAAAACUUUGACGGGUCGUGUUGAAAAUAACGAGAAGAGCAAAAGGAAAUUCAAUGCAACCUCAGAAAAAAGUAAUAAAAAACAUCAAGUAGGUUACAAAAGCGCAUGUUUGCUGGAUUUUUCCGACACCGAUAUAACGACAUUUUCUAUCGGAGGUUUAAAUAACGAAUGUCCUAAUUGUGGUGGUCUAUUUUUCUCUUGCGAAAAAACAACUUUAGGUUAUUUCAGUCUAUGCUGUUCUAAUGGUAAAGUUAUAUUGCCGGCGUAUAAAGUAAUUGAUGAACUUCAAAAUUUAUUGACAAGUCAUGACAUUCAAUGCAAAAACUACCGCGAAAACAUUCGCGAGUACAAUAAUGCAAUGUCUUUCGCAUCUUUUGGAGCUAAAAUUAGCCUUCCUCCUGGUACUGGCCCGUAUUCGUUUCGAAUUUCAGGUGCGGUGCACCAUUUAGUCUCCGAUCUGUAUCCGAAAGAUGGCGCUAACAAAGCUUAUGGUCAGUUGUACAUUUUAGAUACUGGUGACGCGAAUAAAAUUCGUCUACAGCACGCGAGUAAUUCUUCCUUGAGAGAAGACGUGUUACAGACUCUGGACCAAAUUUUGCAGAACAAUAACCCUUACAUUAAACUUUACAAAAACAUGCAUUUAAAAUCACAGGAAGAGGCUGAGAGGGCAAAAAAAGAGAACAGGGUGCCAGUGAAUUUUGAGAUUCGUUUUUAUGAUGCACCUCACGCAGACCAGCGGCGAUACAAUAGACCAACAUGUUCCGAAGUAGCGGCCGUUUUUGAGUCGAGUGAUGGAGCGCCACCCUCUAAUAGACACAUUGUUAUUUAUUCUAAAACUGGCGGCUUUCAUAAAAUAGAUGUUGACAAUAUGCACUGCGACCCAUUGACGUACGCGUUGAUUUGGCCUUGUGGGGAGACAGGGUGGCACACUUCCAUGUCGGUUCAGGGAACUAGAAAAACUAAAAUCAGGCAGUUUAUCACGAUGCGUGAAUAUAUUUUGUUUAGAUUAGCAAUUAGAGGCUGUCCUCCCGCGGGCUCUUUUUCUCCUAUUUUAAAUAGUGGGAAAUUAACGCAACAGUUAUUUGUUGAUUACUAUUGUCGUGUUGAGGGCGAUCGCUUAAAAUUUAUUCGUUCUCAACAAACCAAAUUAAGAGUAGAGACAUACGUUGGAUUAGCCGAUGCACUACAUGCGAGAGCGGAGGGAGAAAAAUUAAGAGCUGGACGAAUAGUUAUCUUACCCUCUUCAUUUAUCGGUAGUCCCCGAAAUAUGGCGCAAAAUUAUCAAGACGCCAUGGCUAUAGUUCGCAAGUACGGUAAACCAGACCUAUUCAUCACUUUUACAUGUAACUCAUCCUGGCCUGAAAUCAUUAACAGCAUCCAAUCUUACGACACGCCUAACAAUAGACCGGAUGUUGUAGUGCGUGUUUUUAGAGCAAAAAUUAAAACGCUGCUGGACCUCAUACUUAAGACGCAUAUAUUCGGAGAGGUUCGCACGUUUAUGUACACCAUUGAAUUUCAAAAGCGAGGCCUGCCGCACAUGCAUUUAUUGGUUGGUCUUCAAGAUAAAGAUAAACCGCGCGAAAUUGAAGAUAUUGAUGCUAUAGUCUCAGCAGAAAUCCCCGAUCCUCUAAAAAACCCUACUCUCUAUCAAUUGGUAAAAACCCACAUGAUUCACGGGCCAUGUGGAAAGCUGAACCCGCAUUCCGUGUGUAUGGAAGGAGGAGAGUGUAAAAAAGGAUUUCCUAAGUCGUUCAUUGAAGUAACAAAAGAAAAUGUGAAUGGUUACCCCCUGUAUCGUAGACGGCAAUUUGGUCCAGUCAUAGAAAAAUUUGUCAAAGGACAAAAAAUUGUCGUCGACAGUCGUUUUGUUGUCCCGUACAACCGAUUUUUGCUCACAUAUUUUCAGGCUCAUAUAAAUGUAGAAAUUUGCACGAGCGUCCAUAGUGUGAAGUACAUCCAUAAAUAUAUUUACAAGGGACACGACUGUGCCAAUUUACAGAUAACUACUGACGAUGGGUCAGUGCAUCAUGAUGAAGUCUCCGCCUUCCUAAACACGAGAUAUGUGGGACCGUGCGAGGCUGCUUAUAGAAUCUUUGGAUAUAACAUGCAUGAACAGUCUCAUGUUAUUGUGCGGCUCCCGGUUCAUUUGCCUAAUUGCCAAAAUGUGUAUUUCUCAAAUGACGAUGCUGAGGCAGCUCUUUCUCGUGCCGAAGCCAAUAGGACUCAACUGUUAGCAUGGUUUCUCUUGAACAGCAAUCCUGCUCUGAAAAGUCCGUACAUAUAUCCCGAGAUGCCUGUUUACUAUGUUUGGAACAAACAGAGACGUUCUUGGACAAAAC
This is a messenger RNA of Bemisia tabaci, 3004 nucleotides long. NCBI's taxonomy places the organism in Eukaryota, Metazoa, Arthropoda, Insecta, Hemiptera, Aleyrodidae. The record is from RefSeq and is a predicted model, not a curated record.